AUGUCAGAAGCCAAGGGUCAGAGAAAAGAAGCAAGAUCAGGGUCAAGCCAUAGGUCAGAAGCCAAGCAGUUUUACCGGGAAUUCAGCAACAUGGGCCAAGAUCAAGAACACAGACCAAGAUCAUUAACACGGACCAGUAUCAAGAAAUUCAGACCAGUAUCAAGGAACAUGGACAAGGACCAGGAUUAG
Molecule: messenger RNA, 189 nt
Organism: Pelobates cultripes (western spadefoot toad)
Lineage: Eukaryota; Metazoa; Chordata; Amphibia; Anura; Pelobatidae
Source: the annotation of a GenBank genome assembly